AGCGACACUAGCGACUAUUAUUUUUACUCUUCCUCACACAAUUUAGGGUUUUUAAUUUCACUCCAUCGCUGGAGCUGGGAUUCGCGACGCACGCGCCGAUCUUCGGGUAAAUCUCUAGAUCUAGGGCCGGAUCUCAAGCUGGAGGGAGCUAGCUAUGGUAAUAUGGAGCAACAGAGAAUGGAGGAGGCCGCCGCGACGAUUGUGGCCCAGGAUGGAUCAGAGAUUAUCGACAGCGGUGACAGCAGCGACGAGGAAAGGCUUAUAGAAAUGGAAGCGCUCAAGAGCGACGCAGAAAUCCCGAAAUCCAGUCUUUGGAGCUUGGGGGAUAGCUCUCUCGUAAGCCUCGCCUUGUGGUCGAUGGUAGCUGGAGGGAUCCAGUUUGGAUGGGCUCUCCAAUUAUCUCUCCUCACGCCUUACGUUCAGACACUGGGAAUUGGACACUCCUCUUCAUCCUUCAUAUGGCUGUGUGGCCCUGUCACCGGGUUGAUCGUCCAGCCAUGCGUUGGUAUCUGGAGCGAUAGGUGUAGAUCGAAAUGGGGACGCAGAAGGCCUUUCAUUUUUGUGGGAGCCCUGCUGGUUUGCGUUGCCGUAGUUUUUAUAGGAUUUGCGGCGGACUUUGGUUAUUUGUUGGGGGAUCCGCAUGUUGAUUGUAAGUCACCGAAGAUAGUAACGCGGCCAUGGGCCGUGGGAAUUUUUGUACUCGGAUUUUGGAUGCUGGAUGUAGCUAAUAACACUGUACAGGCGCCUGCUCGAGCUCUAUUAGCGGACUUAGCAGGUCCGACUCAGAGGAAUUCUGCUAAUGCCACCUUCUGCUCAUGGAUUGCUUUGGGUAACAUUUUGGGCUUUGCUACUGGAGCGGGUGGACACUGGCAUAGGUGGUUUCCCUUCUUGAAGAGUAAGGCAUGCUGUGAAGCGUGCGGAAAUCUCAAGGCUGCUUAUCUUUUAGCUGUGAUAUUCUUGGCGUUUUGUACAGCAAUGACAUUGUGGUUCUCACAUGAAAUUCCGCUUUUGCCGAAAGAGGAAAGGAAAGAAGACUAUGCACCUAUAUCUCGUGAAGAUCGUAGCGGGAAAGAGCUUGAACUGACCGUUAUUAAUGGUUCUCGAGCUGAUGACGGAUUAUCGAAUGGCCAUCACAACAUAAAUGGCAAUCACGAUAAAAAUGCUGCGAAGGAAGAAAAAGUCGACGUAGUUGCGGGACCUGGAGCGGUUCUGGUGAAUCUCUUGGUGGGCAUGAGACAACUUCCAGAGGCAAUGAAGAGCGUUUUGCUCGUCAUGACGUUAUCUUGGCUAUCCUGGUUUCCUUUCUUCCUCUUUGAUACGGAUUGGAUGGGCCGAGAAGUUUACAACGGUGAUCCUUCUGGUGGUAUUGACAAGGCGAAGAGCUAUCAGAAAGGAGUUCAAGCCGGUGCCUUUGGAUUGUUAUUAAAUUCGGUUGUGUUGGGUGUCUCUUCGUUUCUCAUUGAUCCUUUGUGUCGCUGGGUCGGGUCGAAAACGCUAUGGGCUACAAGCAACUUCAUCGUUUUCAUCUGUAUGGCCUCUACAGCAAUUAUCAGCGCGUCGGCAUACCACCAUUUCCAAGACUUCCAUUCGAUAAAGAAUGGAGCUCUUGUGCUUUUUGCGGUUCUGGGAUUUCCUCUUGCGGUAACUUACAGCGUACCAUUUUCCAUCACUGCUGAGUUGACGGCCGAUACAGGGGGUGGUCAAGGCCUGGCGAUGGGAAUUUUGAAUCUCUCCGUUGUUAUCCCGCAGCUGGUAGUUGCCUUGGGAGCCGGGCCCUGGGACGCGGUUUUUGGAGGUGGCAACGAGCCAGCGUUCGUUCUGGCAGCCUUGUUCGCGCUGGUCGCUGGGAUAAUCGCCAUAGCCUGGCUGCCCCAGCUCUCCAGAGAAGGCUACCAUCGCACAGAGCUACACGGCCUUGGAUAAGCAUUUGACUUUUCUUUUUCUUUCUUCGUUUUGACUUCCAUUCGCUUGGGAAGCUCACCAAAGCUUGCUUCUGUGUCUGUGUUUAUCGCAGCAGGAGCAAAGUGUACAUAGCAGAAGAGAAUAAAAUCAAAAGCCAAGGCGAUAUAGGGUUCUCUCUGGCCUCGUCUUACCAAUAGUAGGGAAAGAAGAAGGUAUGCCCGUGCUAACAAUCCAUACCAAUGUGGUGCUCUUGGAUGGAAGUUUGAUGUCCUCGGUUGUGAGCAAGCUUAGUCACGAAGUCGCUAAAACUACAGGCAAGCCCGAGUCUUACGUGAUGGUGCUUCUUCAUGGUGGUGUCACUCUAGCGUUUCAAGGGUGCCACGAGAGCGCUGCUGCGUAUGGAGAAUUGGUCUCGAUUGGUGGGCUCUCUCCGGGAGUUAACCAGGAUUUGUGCAAAGCCAUAGCUCGGGUUUUGGAGGAGGAGCUAAAGGUGCCACCGUCGAGGUGCUACAUCAAGUUUUACCAAGAACAGGCCCAGUCCGAGCAAGCUUCCUGUCUACACGCACUCCACCAGUAAAAAAGAGAGAGAUCCAAUCUUUUGAUCA
This is a messenger RNA of Selaginella moellendorffii, 2507 nucleotides long. RefSeq names its product sucrose transport protein SUT4. Gene Ontology annotation, biological process: transmembrane transport. Gene Ontology annotation, cellular component: membrane. Gene Ontology annotation, molecular function: sucrose:proton symporter activity. The transcript has 16 exons. Lineage: Eukaryota; Viridiplantae; Streptophyta; Lycopodiopsida; Selaginellales; Selaginellaceae. The record is from RefSeq and is a predicted model, not a curated record. The coding region runs from base 163 to 1923 and encodes 586 amino acids.